This is a messenger RNA of Lindgomyces ingoldianus, 836 nucleotides long. RefSeq lists its product as uncharacterized. Lineage: Eukaryota; Fungi; Ascomycota; Dothideomycetes; Pleosporales; Lindgomycetaceae. The coding region runs from base 234 to 719 and encodes 161 amino acids. The record is from RefSeq and is a predicted model, not a curated record. The transcript is spliced from 3 exons.
GCUGCUGUUCUCUCGGGCCAGUGAGUCUUGCCGUGGGUAAAAUGACUACUACUGCCUGGGCGCCACCAAAUUUAACUCAUUUUUCUGCCAAUGUAGGAAAGGGUUGAAGUUUCAACUUCGAUGGGAACCCUGGGUUAUCGCUUCACUGUUUCUCUGCCUUGCGGCAAUGCCGCCGCCGCCGCUAUCUACAUCGCAUACCAAAGUAGAAUUUGACGACCUUAUAUGAAGACAUUAUGCAACACUUCUCACCCUUAAAUCGUUACCCAGCCUCCUCUCACCUUGGAAUUCUUAACAUGUCGACUCAACCCUCUACACACGGGGGGGAUGGCAAACUUGGCAACCAAGAGGGACAACACUCUAAAUACCAAGCCGACCUACCUCUCCCACCUCCACCGAAUGGCUCCGCUUCCCAGGGUUUCAACUCCCAACAACGCAACUGCCCCUAUCAUUCUCCAAUCCUUGAAUGCAGCCCUUCAAACCCUCCCAAAUUUCGUGGCGCAACCCCUUUGCACAGCUUUCUAUACUCACCACCAGCCGAACAAGCUUCCUUGUUCAUGCGACCGGAUUCCGUGCAGUCCUCUUUGGCCAAGGGAUGCACUUGCGGACGGCUGGACCAAAUUAUCAUUGACGGCAUAACUCACGACGCUAUUAAUAGCCUAGGUUCGAUGCUGGGUACCCAAUUUGAGGAAGGGUUGAAGAACUGGAGGAAGCAGUUCUGACUUUCAUUCAUAAUCCCAUCCUUUUGUUCAAAUGUUCAGUCAAUAGCUCGUCGGUUUGUGUUCUCAGGGUCUUCUCUUCGUCGACAUUCCUUCGUUGGUCAUUACGAAACUCUUGGC